UAGCUAACCAGCAGACGGAGGCGGAGGAGAUCCAGCACAGGAAGGAACAGGAAACAAACAGCAAACCCCCAAACAACAGAAACAUGUCUCUGUCUAAUAAACUCAACCUGGACAAGGUUGAUGUCAAGGGGAAGCGGGUCAUCAUGAGAGUUGACUUCAAUGUUCCAAUGAAGGACCAUCACAUCACAAACAACCAGAGGAUUAAGGCGGCCGUUCCCACCAUCAAGCAUUGCCUGGAUCAUGGAGCCAAGUCUGUGGUCCUGAUGAGCCAUCUGGGCCGUCCCGACGGAAACUUUGUGCCCGAGAAAUACUCCCUGGAGCCCGUCGCUGCCGAGCUCAAGACCCUGCUGGGAAAGGAAGUCAAAUUCAUGAAGGACUGUGUUGGUGCAGAUGUGGAAGCUGCCUGUGCUAACCCUGCUAGCGGAUCCGUCAUCCUGCUGGAGAACCUCCGCUUCCACGUCGCUGAGGAGGGAAAGGGCAAAGAUGCCUCCGGAAACAAGACCAAGGCCACCCAGGAGCAGAUCGACAGCUUCAGGGCGUCUCUGUCCAAACUGGGAGACGUUUACGUCAAUGAUGCCUUUGGUACCGCUCACAGAGCCCACAGCUCCAUGGUUGGAGUGAAUCUGCCUCAGAAGGCAGCUGGUUUCCUCAUGAAGAAGGAGCUUGACUACUUCGCCAUGGCACUGGAGAAACCUCAGAAGCCCUUCCUGGCCAUCCUCGGAGGAGCAAAGGUCAAAGAUAAGAUCCAGCUGAUCAACAACAUGUUGGAUAGGGUCAAUGAGAUGAUCAUCGGUGGCGGCAUGGCCUUCACCUUCCUCAAAGUCCUCAACAACAUGGAGAUCGGUAACUCCCUGUACGACGAAGAGGGCGCCGGCAUCGUCAAAGACCUGAUGGCCAAGGCCGAGAAGAACGGUGUCAAGAUCACACUGCCUUGUGACUUCAUCACUGCUGACAAGUUUGACGAGAAAGCUAAGACCGGCACUGCAACCGUCGCUGCUGGCAUCCCCGCUGGCUGGAUGGGUUUGGACUGUGGACCAGAGAGCUCAAAGCACUUUGCCAAUGCAGUGGGCAGGGCCAAGCAGAUUGUGUGGAACGGCCCAGUCGGUGUGUUUGAGUGGGACAACUUUGCCAAGGGGACAAAGAACCUGAUGGACAAAGUGGUCGAGGUGACCAAAUCAGGCUGCAUCACAAUCAUCGGUGGGGGCGACACUGCCACCUGCUGCGCCAAGUGGAACACAGAAGACAAGGUCAGCCACGUCAGCACAGGAGGCGGUGCCAGCUUGGAGCUGCUGGAGGGUAAAGUCCUGCCCGGUGUGGAUGCCCUGAGCAACGUCUAAACUUCCCAUCAGCCCCACUGUGUGUGUGUGUGAGAGUGUGUGUGCAUUUACGUGUAUGUAUGAGAGGUGUGUAGCGACUAAGCCAGACUUCUGUUUACUCCUUAAAACCCUGCAAAACAAA
Molecule: messenger RNA, 1458 nt
Organism: Scomber japonicus (chub mackerel)
Lineage: Eukaryota; Metazoa; Chordata; Actinopteri; Scombriformes; Scombridae
Gene: pgk1
Product: phosphoglycerate kinase 1
Exons: 11
Coding region: 84-1337 (417 amino acids)
Biological process (GO): glycolytic process; gluconeogenesis
Cellular component (GO): cytosol
Molecular function (GO): phosphoglycerate kinase activity; ATP binding; ADP binding
Source: RefSeq, a predicted model, not a curated record